AAACAAAAGAGGGAAGGAGAAGAGGGAAGAAAUGCGAUUCCCAAUCACAGAUUACAUAACGUUGUCUUCACAGGUUGGGUUGGGCGAUCCGUUGUCAAUGAUCAAUCAUCUGCCCCUUGCAAAUGGCGCGUGAAAUGGAUUUCUUCUUCCUUUUUAUCCGAUCCCUUCUUCUUCUUCUUCCUCUGUUUUCUCUUUUUCUUUCUAUUUUCUGUUUUCUGUAAUGUAAUAAUCCAACUGGGUUUCCUCCAUUUUUCAACAUUUUCAAACCUUUCAGCUUCUGGGUCCCAACAAAAUACUUCUCUCUUCCUUGUUAACUCCCAUUUGAGCUCUCACUUUCUUCAUUUGACUUGGAAUUCAUUCCUCAAAAUCCCUCCCCUGCCUCGGUUUCAUUUUGACGUUCUUUGUUUCUGCAAGCCUGCUGGUUGUAUUUUGUUCUCACAGGUCAACCAUCCCCACAUCUCAAUGGAGAAGGAGCCUCUUCUUCCAUAUCUAAGCCCAAGAGGGAAACCGUCUCCCAUACCUCCUCAAUUAUGUCCACUUCCUGAAAACGAUGAAAUUACUCUGCCUAUGACGCCCACGGAGUUCAAAGACCGCUUGAUCUUUGGUCCUUCAUCGUCCCCACAAGACGCUUCUCCUAUAUUCGACGCUUUGACGCUAUCUCUUUCCUCUUCGAGACCUUCUGCUUCAUCUUCUCUUCAAGACCCAUCUACACCUUUGGACCCAAGAUCACAAUCGCAGUCUCAACAGGCGUGGCUUGUGGAUUCCAAUUAUACAUGGCCCAAAAGCAACCUCCAUCGCUCCAGAACUGCACCUGCCAUGGCGGUCAUCAACGAUGUCAAUCAUUCGCAGGAGCCCAAGCCACAGUUUGGUAAACAGUCUAUUAUCCGCCAAGCGGUUGUUCUUCUAAUUGUUUACUUAUCAUUGGGUGUGCUUAUCUAUUGGUUAAAUCGUGAUAAUUUUUCGGCUCAAGAGACUCAUCCUGUGGUCGAUGCAUUGUACUUUUGUAUUGUAACGAUGUGCACUAUUGGGUAUGGAGAUAUUACCCCCAAUAGUACGUCGACAAAGUUGUUCUCAGUAUUGUUUGUGUUGGUGGGAUUUGGGUUUAUAGAUAUAUUGCUCUCUGGAAUGGUUAGUUAUGUGCUUGAUUUGCAGGAGAGUUAUUUGUUGAGGAAUGUAAAGAGGGGGGUGAAGCGUGAAUCUGGGAAGUCCUAUAUAAUUGAUGUGAAGAAGGGAAGAAUGAGGAUUAGAAUGAAGGUGGCAUUGGCCUUAGGUGUUGUGAUCCUUUGUAUAGGGGUUGGCAUGGGUGUUAUGCAUUUUGUUGAGAACCUGGGAUGGUUGGAUUCAUUUUAUCUUUCAGUUAUGUCUGUCACAACAGUUGGAUAUGGUGAUCAGGCAUUCAAGUCGAUGACUGGUCGGAUUUUUGCUUCAAUCUGGUUGCUUGUAUCGACCCUUGCUGUUGCUCGGGCCUUCCUUUAUUUAGCGGAGGCAAGAGUAGAUAAGCGGCAUAGGAUGAUGGCAAAAUGGAUACUUGGUCAAGAUAUGACCGUUUCUGAGUUUCUUGCUGCUGAUAUUGACAACAAUGGCUUUGUGAGUAGGUCAGAAUAUGUGAUAUACAAGCUGAAGGAGAUGGGUAAGGUAUCAGAGAAAGAUGUCAUGCAGAUUUCUAAUAACUUUGAUAGGCUAGACAGUGGCAAAUGUGGGAAGAUUACACUGGCUGAUCUCUUGGAAAGUCAUCACUGAUGUGAAAAUACGAUACUGUCAACGAAGAACUCGAGUUAUGGGUCAUCACAAAUUGAAAGCAAUUUCACUUUCAAAUUGCAGAUGUAUAGUUGAAAGUGCAUAUAUCUGGGAUGUGCAAAGAAAGCCCUGAAAGAGAGUUUGCAUUUCCCGGAACAACUAUUUACUGCUCUUUCAUCAGAUGAUUCUGUACAAAGUUUUGAUAGCAUAGGAAAUAUUCUUCUAUAGAAGCUAAAUGAAUAAUUGUUUGAACUUGUUGGACUGUAAUUUGUUUAUUGGUUUAUACCUUUGUAUGUAUGUGAGCAUGGGAUGUCGCUCUUGAAUAUAAAUGUCCAUAGCUUCCUUUUCCUUUUCA
Messenger RNA from Cucumis sativus (cucumber), 2092 nucleotides. Its product is annotated as two-pore potassium channel 3. Gene Ontology annotation, molecular function: potassium ion leak channel activity. Lineage: Eukaryota; Viridiplantae; Streptophyta; Magnoliopsida; Cucurbitales; Cucurbitaceae. The record is from RefSeq and is a predicted model, not a curated record. The transcript has 2 exons. Bases 463 to 1740 code for a protein of 425 amino acids. Gene Ontology annotation, biological process: stabilization of membrane potential; potassium ion transmembrane transport. Gene Ontology annotation, cellular component: plant-type vacuole membrane.